GAGUAUUUAUGGUGCAAUUGAAACAAACCUAUAUCAUGUUUGUGAAAACUAAAUCAUGUCCAAAAGAUGUGGGUGAAUGGAAAACUCGUGAAAAGAACUUUAAUUGUUCUUAUCCAAAAGAAGUUUAUCAUUGUUUAUCUGACGGAUACGGAAGUUUGGGAGAAACAUGUAUCAAAGGGCUUGCAAGCUGGGUUGAGAAAGAUUACUGUCCGGAGUACAAUAGAGACACCAAUAAUGUGAACACUGUUCCCUGUCAUGGGACAACUGACUGUCCAAGUGAAGUAUUCAAAUCCAAUGAGGUUUAUAAAUAUCCAGUUUGUGUACAGGAAGGUACAACUUUAAUUGAUGGUGGACCCUCAUCCUUGCCGAAGGAUAUCAUAGCACUGAGCGUGGUAGGGGGAGUCCUUUUAGUUGUCCUCAUUGCGGUGGCUCUUCUAUGUUACAGAAAGAGAAGAUCACAGCAAACCCGAAAUAGAAAAGAAGAAAACAUCCAUUUACUAUCUCGAGAGAUACUGCCGUUCUACAAAACUUCAAUAUUCCACAAAGCAAAUGCUUUUCUUAAAGACGGUGGUAAAAUUCUGUGUUUGAUUGGAGACUGGGGAUCUGGGAAAUCGACAACAGCCAAAGAAGUUUAUAUGUCCAUUACUGGAAGAACACCAGUUGUUAUAGAGGACAUACUGAAGUUUGAUGUGAGUACUUGUCAGGACUCUAUCAUCGUAGAGGAACCUUUACCAAGAGAGAAUAUUUCCGAUAUAGAAACAAGAGAUAUUGUGGAAAAGAUAAUCUCUGUUUGUAAACAAAUACAGACAUCUAAUGACAUAUUUCUAAUAAUCACUUCAACUGAGGAAGCCUGGGGAAAACUUAGAGGAAAUAUUAAGGAUUGCGUAGAACAAAGUAAUGAUUUAUGUUGUCUUGAUAUAAAUUAUAAGAGUUUAACAGACGUAGACCGGAUUCAAAUCCUUCACACCAUCUUCGAACAUUACAAUCCAGAUAUACCGUUUUCUAAUGUAGAACAAACUGCAUCAUCAAAGAUGCAGGCUCAAUCAUUUGGUUUCCCAGAAAUUUGCAUAUUGUUGUCAAGAUGUAGAGAAUUUCAAAAUAGUCCUUCUGUGUUUCUUGGUAGACCAUUGCGUUAUUUAAGUUCAUAUUUAGAGAAAAUGACUAAAUCUCUAGAGGGAAAAGAAAAGUUUGCAAUAAUGGUAUUUAUGAGUGUAAAUGAUAUGAAAAUAGAUGUUAAUGAAUUGAACGAGAAGCUUAGGAAAAUAUUUAGAGCGUGUGGUCUCAAUGAAGACAAAAUUGUGCAGUUAGAAACGAUUAUACCAAAGGAAUUCGUUUUACAGGUAGAAACGUCAGUUUAUGUGUUACAACAUGAAAUUAUAAAGAGAAUAACUCUCAUAACAUUUGGAAAGUUUUACUUCUCAGAUUUACUUAGGUUUUCUUCGAAAAAAGAUUUGGUAGGUUGGAUUAAGAAGAAACAUAUUUUUACACCAUUGGUGGAAGUUAAACAAAAAGCGUCGGAUAUAAAACCAGUUCUUGAAAUUGAUGAGGAACAAUGGAUUGAAUAUCAGGAGAAAAUGGAGACUACAUCUCAAUCAAGAUGUGAGAAAAGUGAGAAAACAAAUGACAAACAUGAUAUUGACCUCUAA
Molecule: messenger RNA, 1646 nt
Organism: Saccostrea cuccullata (small rock oyster)
Lineage: Eukaryota; Metazoa; Mollusca; Bivalvia; Ostreida; Ostreidae
Exons: 6
Coding region: 9-1646 (545 amino acids)
Source: RefSeq, a predicted model, not a curated record